ACAAUACAUCAAAACAGCUCAUAUGAUCUGUAGCUAAGCAUUAGUCUUUAAUCCAAAAGAGAUUAAUGGAGAAGAAAACAAUUCUAACGGCCUCUGGGUUGAUGAUGAUGAUGUUGAUCCUAAGCGCAACUACUGCAAGAGCCGAUCUAUGCCAGGAUGCGUUGAAAAUUUUGUCGCCUUGCUUGCCAUUCUUGACGGGUUCAGAUCAGCAACUGGCACCCAGUCCUACCUGCUGCCUAGGCGCAAGCGAAUUGCUCAAUAAAGCUACAACCUCCGAAGAUCUUAAGGCUCUCUGUGUCUGUUUCAAAAAUGCUGCAGCCCAGGAUGGUGUUAAGUCUGAUAGGGCUGAACUGCUUCCCAACCUCUGCAAGAUCAAAGUUCCGGUUCCUAUUAAACCAGAUGUGGACUGCAACAAAUUAUGAUGAUUCUUUAAGGAUCGAGUGGAGAUAACAAAUAAAGAUGGGGAACAUGAUAUUGGGUUGUAAACAUUAAUAUAUGGGAGCUCGACUCUUUUUGGCUAUCUUAUAUUAUGUAUAUGCAUGAAAAGAUCAACUGAAUGAAUAAAAUGAUUCCUAGUUUCUUUGCAGCAA
Messenger RNA from Juglans regia (Persian walnut), 590 nucleotides. RefSeq names its product non-specific lipid-transfer protein B-like. The coding region runs from base 66 to 422 and encodes 118 amino acids. The record is from RefSeq and is a predicted model, not a curated record. Gene Ontology annotation, molecular function: lipid binding. Gene Ontology annotation, cellular component: membrane. The transcript has 2 exons. Gene Ontology annotation, biological process: lipid transport. Lineage: Eukaryota; Viridiplantae; Streptophyta; Magnoliopsida; Fagales; Juglandaceae.